Saccostrea echinata is the source of this 5934-nucleotide messenger RNA. Its product is annotated as von Willebrand factor A domain-containing protein 8-like. Lineage: Eukaryota; Metazoa; Mollusca; Bivalvia; Ostreida; Ostreidae. The coding region runs from base 95 to 5764 and encodes 1889 amino acids. Gene Ontology annotation, molecular function: ATP binding; ATP hydrolysis activity. Gene Ontology annotation, cellular component: cytoplasm. The transcript is spliced from 5 exons. The record is from RefSeq and is a predicted model, not a curated record.
UGACAGUCGAAGGACUUUGAACCUGUAUUAGUGUAUACAUUUGUCGUCCCAGUUUAUGACUUCAGAAUGAUAUAAAAUAGGAUUAUCCAGAUCUAUGUCCUGGCUCAGACAAAUGAGCGUCAAUCGCUCCAAUUCCCGCUUACAGGUCCUAAGGAAUAUUUUGAGAGAUGGUCCACAGAAGAAAGAUGGUCUCCUCACCAUUCGGCGGUGUUCCAGUCAGACUGAAGGUGGCACAGAGCGGGUAUCUAUAGGAGAUAUAUCCAUAGCAACCAGACAGCCAAGAAAUGUGGAGGUGGUACCCGUGCGGCAUCUACAAGAGAAGCCACCACAGUCAGUCUUGCACCACCUAAAAUGGAUCAUGCAGAAGGAUGGCCUUAAACAGGACGUAUUUCUGAUUGGCGGACCUGGUCCUUUGAGGAGACAAGUGGCCAUGAUGUAUCUGGAACUGACCAGACGGGAAGUGGAGUACGUCUCUCUGUCACGUGACACAACAGAAACCGACAUCAAGCAGCGACGUGAGAUCGUGUCCGGUACCGCUUACUACCACGAUCAGCCUGCUGUAAAAGCAGCCAUUCAAGGGAGAGUACUGGUGCUGGAGGGCAUAGAAAAAGCUGAAAGAAAUGUUUUACCUAUAUUAAAUAAUCUUUUGGAAAAUCGAGAAAUGCAGUUAGAUGAUGGAAGGUUUUUAAUGUCUGCCGAAAGAUAUGAUAAAUUGUUGACUGAUCAUUCGAAAGAGGAGUUAGAUACAUUAAAGUUAGUCCGAGUUGAUGAAAAUUUCAGAGUUAUUGCCCUUGGUCACCCUGUUCCACGAUAUCGUGGAAAUGCACUUGAUCCUCCAUUGCGAUCCAGGUUUCAGGCUCGCGACAUAAAUGCUUUGCCUUUUAAAGAGCAACUGGAAUGUCUUCAAGAGGAGUUUUCAGGAAUCGCAACAGAAAAAAUCUCACAAAUUCUGUCGUUUGGGGCUGCCGUAAAUUCCCAGGAAUCGUCAGCUCUGGGCUUGCCGGAUUUUCCUCUCUCGAGCGUAUCAGGUGCAGUGAAAAUGUUAAAGACAAACCCAAACUUAGAUGUGACAGAAGUAAUAGACAAACUCUAUCCAUUUACGGUCAUUCUAAACAAGGAAGGGAUAGCCUCAGUGAAAAAUCUCUUUACAAAAUUCAGUUUGAAACACAAUGAUAAGUAUGUUAAUAAAGGUCAAAUUACAUCUGUUGAAAACAAGAAUGAUAAUCUAGUAUCUAUAGGAACUAAUACGUCACAAAGUAUUGAUGUUAUAAGAGGACGUUUGGAAACUAAUGGAAAUAGUGAAUCAUUCAUUCCUACUCCAUAUCAUAACUCCGUUCUGGUUGAGUUGAUUCAAGCGCAUGCUGCUCAGGAUUUCUGUAUCAUUGGGUCACGUGGUUGUGGAAAAAGUAUUUUGGUAGAAAGGUUUGCUCAGCUUUUGGGAUACGAAUUGGAACCCAUUAUGUUGUAUCAGGAUAUGACGUCACGAGAUCUUCUUCAGAAACGAAUCACAGAACCAAAUGGUGACACCACUUGGAUAAUGUCUCCGCUGGUAGAGGCGGCUUUAAACGGUCGUCUGGCGGUACUGGACGGUCUUCAUCGUAUAAACCAAGGAUCGUUUGCAGUUCUCCACCGACUCAUUCAUGAUAGAGAGCUCCAGCUAUUUGAUGGAACACGACUGUUACGAAACGAUCGCUAUGAACAAAUAAAAAUAGACAAUGGGUUAACUGACCAGGAUAUGAAAGAUCGCCAGGUUUUCCCUAUUCACCCCUCCUUCCGAAUAGUUGCUUUAUCUGAACCUCCUGUUCCUGGAAGUGCUUCUCAGCAAUGGAUGACACCGGAAAUGUUGACCAUGUUCCUCUUUCAUCAUUUGAGACCAUUGUCCUUAACGGAAGAAAAGGAUGUUGUAACAAAAGUCGUCCCAAAGUGUCCUGAUUUGGGUAAACUUUUGAAUUUUGUGCACCAUCUUCGAAAAUCUACUGACCCAUCUUUAGUGUCGAUUUCUGCUUCGCUGUCUACACGUCAGUUGAUAAGAAUCGCCAGACGUUUAGCUAAUUUUCCAUCCAAAGAUCUACACGGCAUAAUUCAGAAAGCUUGUAUGUCAAGUUUUCUUCCUAGAUUACCUCGCGAUAGCCUAGAACAGACCAUGGAAGCUGCCGACAUCAAGGCGAUGCCAAAACCGGAAGUGGACACAAACAACAACCCAGAUCGUCUCAUCACGUGUUCAGUGAAGGAUGGGACAUUAACGAUAGGAGAAACCUCAGUUUCAGUGUUUAAUCCCGAAAAUAAAACCAAAGUCCCCGAUGUGCUCUUCUAUGAAAAUCCCCAGCAUUUAGCUGUCAUGGAGGACAUGUUAAAGGAUUUUGUACUGGGCGAGCACCUGUUGUUAGUGGGUAAUCAGGGUGUGGGGAAGAAUAAGAUAGUUGAUCGUUUCCUUCACUUAAUGAACAGACCACGUGAGUAUAUCCAGCUUCACCGAGAUACAACGGUCCAAACUUUGACCUUACAACCAACCGUAAAGGACGGCGUUAUUGUGUUUGAGGAUUCGCCUCUUGUGCGGGCAGUCAAAAUGGGUCAUGUACUCGUAGUAGACGAGGCAGAUAAAGCACCUACUCAUGUUACCUGCAUACUGAAGACCCUCAUAGAGUCCGGUGAAAUGCAUUUAGCAGACGGGAGAAGAAUUGUAUCGCAUAAAUCUGGACAUGUUUCAUUAGACAACACAAUCGUAGGCCAUCCAAAUUUUCGGAUGAUUGUCCUAGCAAACAGACCUGGGUUCCCUUUUCUUGGAAAUGAUUUCUUCGGAGCUAUGGGAGACAUCUUUAGUUGUCACGCAAUUCUGAAUCCUGAUAUGGAAUCAGAAAUGUCUAUGCUGCAACAGUAUGGCCCUAAUGUAUCCAAGGACACGUUGGAGAAAUUGGUUAAUGCUUUUGGAGAACUCCGAAAUAUGGCUGAUCAAGGCUUGAUUUCGUACCCCUAUUCAACCAGAGAGGUUGUCAACAUUGUAAGACACAUGGAGAAAUACCCGAAUGAUGGCCUCAGAACAGUCGUUAAAAACGUUUUUGACUUUGACGCAUAUAGUAAGGAAUUGCAAGAAACGAUAAUUAAAACCAUGCAUAAACAUGGUGUACCAUAUGGAAUAUCCCGAGCAGAGGUCAAUCUUGCCAAAGAAUUUCCCCUUCCUCCAUUUACUAAGGUGGGAACCUGGACAAUUCAAAGACCAGAAGCAAAACGGCGGACAGCGAUGAUGAGUUUGCCUGUUGAGACGAGCGAAAUUACCAUUAAAGGCCCGGUAGAAGUUUUUCCACAGUCUCUUGCUUUGGACAAAAAUACUGCGCGCGCAUCGCUCUUUACCGAGCAGGAAUCGUACUGGACAAUCCCCAUGCAUGAGACCAAUGUAAUCAGUGAUGUGUCAGUUACUAAGGCCACCAAUCAAACGACAGGGAAAUUUGACAUCGUUCAUAUUGUAACAGCUAACCCUAUUGGAUUAUUUUCAGUGAAUCCAAAGUUGUCAACUUGCUCCGUUAUUGAUCUCUACGACAUGUUCCCAUCAACAACAGGAUCCUACCGUCCACGAGUCAGAAUUGCCCCUCUGGCGGAACCUCUCGAUUCCAAUGUGUUUCUUCACGAAGAAGUCACUAACUCUAUCCUCGUUGUAAACUUUAAUACGGGUGAAGUGUGUAGGCUAUCGUCACAUGCUCUUCCAGAGAUGCCUAUCGAAAAAAGGCGAUUUCCCUCUACUGCGCAGACGCCUAACCCUUACCGGAUGUGCCCCAGCACCCUCCCAGAUGCAAAAGGAACGAUCUUGUUUUACAAAGAGGGUGGAGAUAAUAUUGUGGCUGUAACGGGAAAAUAUGCUCAUUCUGUGGACGUCCCACUAGUAAUCAGCAGGGCACAUCAAGCAGGCGCAGAUCAGUGGUUACUAAGCAGUGAUAAAGACGAGAAAUUUUUGGUCAAAAUGGCAGAAGAUAACUCAUUCUCUCUGUAUCCUAUUAGUGAAAGUGGUGAUAGUGCAGUGGUUCGAGAACUGUCGUCUGUUCCACUCAAUGACGCACAUUUAAAGCUUGCUCUAAAGAACGAUAACGUGGGGCCAAACAGAACGUCUGUGUUACGUGAUUCUUACGUGUCUAUUAUGCAGGGAUUUCCAGACUCGACAGCUGUUGAUGUUUAUAGUUCUCCAAGAGAACCAUUACCAGAAUCUAAAUCACAAGCAAAAGAAAUUAUUAGCACACCUGCUUUUGGUCUUUUCGGGUCAUCUUCUGCUAAGCCAGAAGUUAAUCCAACUAAACGUUCUCAUAUUGUUUGUCUUCCGGAAUCUGGUCAAGUAGUGGAAGGUAUGCCUACAUGGAAAGUUCCCGAGUCUGCCCUGUCACGCUCGGAGAGAUCUCGAGAUGUGAGCGGGUAUCUGGAGGUGAUAGACCCAGUAAACCACAUCCUACGUUAUAUUCCAGUCCCCCCUGCCACCCGCCAGUCGCCCUACCUCUCCUGGAUGUCGUCGAUUGCUGACUCGAGCUUAUUUGUUGCGCCCAUGAGCGAAGACGGCUUGGUAACAGUGGAUGUUGGUGGAUGCAUCCGAACGUGGGAGACGGCUCUUGUAAAUCUGGAGCGGUCGUUAAGGGAAUGGAAGAACAUGAUGGGUUUUGAUGAUGGAAAACAGCUUCAGAUAACCAAAGGACGAGAAAGUGGUCGGAAAGCAGACGGUCCCAAACACGGGAAAAUUGACCCAAAAAAUGCUCCUCAUCAUGGUGGAAACACUUGGGCGGGUGGUACUGGCGGUAGCAACACGGCAGGUCUAGGUGGAUUUGGUGGACCAUAUCGAUUGGACGCCGGUCACAAAGUUUACCAAGUUCCUCAGCAUGAAAAGGACUCAGUGCCUAAUCACGUGAGAGAAGCUGCGCGGGAUAUGGCGCGAAAAGCAUUCAAAGAGAGGCUUCGAGAAAUAAACAUGAGUGAAUACGACGCUGAUGUGUAUGAUGGAUUCUCUAAGAACGUUAGAAAUCAGGUCUCGUCACUGCGGGUUAUUCUAGAUAGUCUUCAGGCUAAGGGAAAGGAAAGGCAAUGGCUGAAAAAUCAAGCAUAUGGCGACUUAGAUGAUUCAAAACUAAUCGAGGGCAUUACAGGCGAGAAAUCUAUUUACAAACGAAGGGGAGAAAAAGACCCUGAGUUAGGAACACCUCAGGAGAAACCGAAGAGGAUCCGCUUGUUGGUGGAUGUCUCAGGUAGUAUGUACCGCUUUAAUGGGUAUGACGGUCGGCUCAACCGCGAAAUGGAGGCCACUUUAAUGAUGAUGGAAGCUUUGGAAAAGUACGAAGACAAGUUUAAAUAUGAUAUCUAUGGGCAUUCUGGCGAGGAUCAUAAAGUAGUAUUGGUAGACAAGGACAGAGUGCCCACCAAUAACAAAGAGCGUCUUAUUGUUUUGAAAACCAUGCACGCGCAUUCCCAAUUCUGCAUGAGCGGUGAUACAACGUUAAUGGCCACGAGGCAUGCUUCAGACGAACUAGCACAGGAAGAAGCAGACGAACAUUUCCUGAUCAUCCUUAGCGACGCCAAUUUCGACAGAUACGGAAUUUCUCCUAGAAAAUUUGGGGAAAUUUUGAAGAAAAACGAAAAAGUGAAUGCGUAUGUGGUGUUUAUUGGUUCCCUGGAAGAUCAGGCGAGUCAGCUGAUCAGACAACUUCCAACAGGACAUGCCUUCAUUUGCCUUGACACCACAAACUUACCACAAAUUUUACAACAAAUAUUUACCUCUACAAUGUUGUCAGGCAGAUAACGAGAGAGUUCAUAGUAUCUUAUUCGUACCUAUAAAUUACUAAUGAAAUGUGUCUAUAUAAAGUUAAUAAAGAUCACUUUUAUAUAGAUCACUUUUAACGAUGAUGUAACAAACAGACGUAUAUCCAUGAAUAUGAAAAUAUCAAUUGCUAUCACAGUUUGCUGAGUGAU